AUGGCCUGCUUGGUGGCGCUCUGCUCCGCUCACAACCCGGCCGUCACCAACGCCAUCAUCAUGAACACCAACGGACCUCCGGACCUGCUGCUCGAGCCGCCGUCGCCGUUCAUCUUCGUCGAGCGGUACGCGGAGCGCGCGGCCAAACGCGGGGCGCCGCCGCAGAUACGGCCCCGGAACAAGAUGGCCGACGCGGGCUUGACGGAGGCUCGGCGGUUGUGGUCGUUGCCGCGGAGGCCGGCCGUCGACAUCCACUUCCGAGACCUGGAAUACUCGGUCAAGGAAGGACCCUGGUGGAGGAACGCCGGUAACAAGACUUUGCUGAGAGGGAUCUCGGGCAAGUUCAGCAGCGGAGACCUGGUGGCCAUCAUGGGGCCCUCGGGGGCCGGGAAGUCCACCCUCAUGAACGUCCUGGCGGGCUACAGGGAGACGGGAAUGAAGGGUGAAAUCCUGAUCAACGGUCAGCCCCGAGAUCUGCGAUCCUUCCGCAAAGUUUCCUGUUACAUCAUGCAGGACGACAUGUUGUUGCCGCACCUGACCGUGCAGGAAGCCAUGACGGUGUCCGCCAACCUGAAACUUCAGGAGAAGGAAGACGCUCGCAAGGAGAAGGUGUGCGAGAUCCUGAUGGCUUUGGGUUUACUGGACUGCCUCUCGACCAGGACCUCUCACCUGUCGGGGGGGCAGAGGAAAAGACUGGCCAUCGCCCUGGAGCUUGUCAACAACCCGCCCGUCAUGUUCUUUGAUGAACCCACCAGCGGUCUGGACAGUUCUUCGUGCUUCCAGGUGGUGUCGCUGUUGAAGGCUCUGGCCCGCGGCGGCCGUACGGUCAUUUGCACCAUCCACCAACCCAGCGCCAGACUAUUUGAGCUCUUUGACAAGCUUUACGUGCUGAGUCAGGGUCAGUGCAUCUACCGAGGAGGCGUCGCGGCUCUGGUUCCGUACCUCGGAGACCUCGGACUCAACUGCCCCAUGUACCACAACCCCGCAGACUUUGUGAUGGAGGUGGCGUCGGGGGAGUACGGGGACCACACGGGGAGCCUGGUACAAGCGGCGCGCGACACCCGACUGGAAGGAGACCUCGACGGGGACCCCAAACUCCGCUCGCUCACGUGGCAGCGCGAGGAGUGGUCGUCCGAAAGCUGUCGCGGCUUCUCAGUGAGCCGCCCGGUCCAAUUCACCAUCCUGUUCCGGAGAACCUUCCUCAGCAUCCUGCGGGACUCGGUGCUGACCCACCUGCGGAUGUCGUCGCACGUGGGCGUCGGCGUCCUGAUCGGCCUCCUGUACCUCGGCAUCGGCAACGAGGCGACCAAGGUCCUGAGCAAUUCGGGCUUCCUCUUCUUCUCCAUGCUGUUCCUGAUGUUCGCCGCCCUCAUGCCCACCGUCCUCACCUUUCCCCUGGAAAUGGGCGUCUUCCUGAGGGAACAUCUCAACUACUGGUACAGCCUGAAAGCCUUCUACUUGGCCAAGACCACGGCCGACGUUCCCUUCCAGGUGGUAUUCCCGGCGUUGUACUGCAGCAUCGUGUACUGGAUGACAUCUCAGCCGGCGGACGCCACUCGCUACUUCCUCUUCCUGUCCCUGGGGGUCAUGACCUCGCUGGUGGCUCAGAGUCUCGGACUCCUGAUUGGGGCGGCCUCCACUUCCUUGCAGGUGGCGACGUUCGUGGGUCCGGUGACGGCCAUUCCAGUCCUUCUGUUUUCUGGCUUCUUUGUGAGCUUUGACACCAUUCCGUGGUACCUCCAGUGGAUGUCCUACAUCUCCUACGUCAGGUACGGUUUUGAGGGCGUGAUCCUGUCCAUCUACGGUCUUCACCGAGAGGACCUCCACUGCAAUCGUGAGGAAACCUGCCACUUUCAGAAGUCGGACGCCAUUCUGAGGGAGUUAGACAUGAUGGACGCCAAGCUCUACCUGGACUUUGUAGUGCUUACUGUCUUCUUCUUUGCACUGCGCCUCCUGGCUUAUUUUGUCCUAAGAUACAAGAUCAGGGCAGAGAGGUAGAAGCCACUCCACGGGGACUGGCGGAUAGAAGUAGAUACACCGGGAUUGACCGCAGGGACAGAAAGGUAGAACCAGACCGCCGGGUCCGAGAGGUAGAACCAGACCGCCGCGACCGGUAGGCUGAACCGGACGACCGGAAGUGAGGUCGAACCAGAGCAACGGGACAGAGGGGAAGAAAGAGACCGCCGGGAGAGCGAGGCAGAACCGGAUCACCGGGACUUGGCCACAGCAAGAUUCCCGAGUUCGCUUGGAGCUACCGUCGGUAAAGUGAGCGGGACCGGACAGGAAGGGCUUUUUCAACAUUUCUGCGACUCCGCCUCAGGAAGGUUCCAACACCGGAGCAGCGUCCACCGGACCGCAGGUCGGGAAGAAGUGAGCUAAGUCAGUCGGAGCAUCCCGGAACAGGAGCGGGUCUCCUGUUCCCCAGAUGGCAGAUGGUAGCCCAUCUUCGGGGCAAAGUUCUGGUUGGCCGUGAGGUCCGUCCAAUUCAAAUAAAACACACGACGCUUUAGGAAUGUGCCGCAAAUGAUUUGAGAUUUGAGUCUGACGCCGA
Messenger RNA from Hippocampus comes (tiger tail seahorse), 2551 nucleotides. RefSeq names its product ATP-binding cassette, sub-family G (WHITE), member 1 (gene abcg1). Gene Ontology annotation, cellular component: plasma membrane. Gene Ontology annotation, biological process: cholesterol homeostasis; cholesterol efflux; transmembrane transport. The record is from RefSeq and is a predicted model, not a curated record. Gene Ontology annotation, molecular function: ABC-type sterol transporter activity; ATP hydrolysis activity; ATP binding. Bases 1 to 1998 code for a protein of 665 amino acids. Lineage: Eukaryota; Metazoa; Chordata; Actinopteri; Syngnathiformes; Syngnathidae. The transcript is spliced from 15 exons.